Eublepharis macularius is the source of this 6686-nucleotide messenger RNA. It is a transcript of the gene CELF2, whose product is annotated as CUGBP Elav-like family member 2. Gene Ontology annotation, molecular function: mRNA 3'-UTR binding. Gene Ontology annotation, biological process: mRNA splice site recognition; regulation of alternative mRNA splicing, via spliceosome. Bases 37 to 1683 code for a protein of 548 amino acids. Gene Ontology annotation, cellular component: cytoplasm; ribonucleoprotein complex; nucleus. NCBI's taxonomy places the organism in Eukaryota, Metazoa, Chordata, Lepidosauria, Squamata, Eublepharidae. The transcript is spliced from 16 exons. The record is from RefSeq and is a predicted model, not a curated record.
UACCUCUGCAGUUGUGAAUUUGUGUCUUUUAAUACAAUGGUUUCUAUCCUCUCUGAUCUGGACCCACUGAAAAGCUGGAAAGUUUUAAGAGAGACUGCCACAGAGUUGUCUGGAACGUUACCAAGUAACGGCACAGCUAACAAGAUGAAUGGAGCUUUGGAUCACUCCGACCAACCAGACCCGGAUGCCAUUAAGAUGUUUGUCGGACAGAUCCCCCGUUCCUGGUCGGAAAAAGAACUGAAAGAACUUUUCGAGCCUUAUGGAGCCGUCUACCAGAUCAACGUUCUUCGAGAUAGGAGUCAAAAUCCUCCCCAAAGCAAAGGUUGUUGUUUCGUAACAUUUUAUACAAGAAAAGCAGCACUUGAGGCACAGAAUGCCCUCCACAAUAUUAAAACUUUACCUGGGAUGCAUCAUCCCAUUCAGAUGAAACCGGCAGACAGCGAAAAGUCCAACGCUGUGGAAGACAGAAAAUUGUUCAUAGGAAUGGUUUCGAAGAAGUGUAAUGAGAACGAUAUCAGGGUGAUGUUUUCUUCGUUUGGGCAGAUAGAAGAAUGCCGUAUCCUUCGGGGACCAGACGGGCUGAGCAGAGGCUGUGCGUUUGUCACGUUUUCGACAAGGGCAAUGGCACAGAAUGCAAUCAAAGCCAUGCACCAGUCUCAGACCAUGGAGGGCUGUUCUUCACCAAUAGUCGUGAAAUUUGCUGAUACCCAAAAGGACAAGGAGCAAAGACGUUUACAGCAACAGUUGGCACAACAGAUGCAGCAACUCAACACUGCCACCUGGGGGAAUCUCACAGGUCUUGGAGGACUGACGCCGCAGUACCUGGCUAGAUUAGACAUUAAUAUGGAUUUACAGCAUCGACUCUGGGGACCUUCAUUCCAACACCAGGCAGAAGCAAGAGACUGUAUAAAUCUUUUGCAGCAAGCAACUUCCUCCAGUAACUUGGGUGCCUUCAGUGGCAUUCAACAAAUGGCUGGAAUGAAUGCUUUACAGUUACAGAAUUUGGCAACUUUAGCUGCUGCAGCUGCCGCCGCCCAAACCUCAGCUACCACCACCAAUGCAAACCCUCUGUCCACAACCACCGGUGCCCUCGGCGCUCUCACGAGUCCAGUGGCUGCAUCAACGGCAAAUUCUACAGCUGGGGCGGCCAUGAAUUCUUUGACUUCUCUGGGCACUCUCCAAGGACUGGCUGGAGCCACUGUUGGAUUGAAUAAUAUUAAUGCACUAGCAGGUAUGGCCGCCCUGAACGGAGGACUCGGUGCAACAGGCUUGACGAAUGGUACAGCAGGCACAAUGGAUGCCCUCACCCAAGCCUACUCAGGAAUUCAGCAGUACGCUGCUGCAGCACUACCUACAUUGUACAGUCAGAGUUUGUUACAACAACAAAGUGCUGCAGGCAGCCAGAAAGAAGGUCCAGAAGGAGCAAACCUCUUCAUUUACCACCUUCCACAGGAGUUUGGAGACCAGGACAUUCUGCAGAUGUUCAUGCCUUUUGGAAAUGUUAUUUCUGCUAAAGUCUUCAUUGACAAACAGACCAAUCUGAGCAAGUGCUUUGGUUUUGUUAGCUACGACAAUCCCGUCUCCGCACAAGCUGCUAUACAGGCGAUGAACGGCUUUCAGAUCGGCAUGAAACGCUUGAAAGUUCAGCUGAAGCGCUCCAAAAACGACAGCAAACCUUACUGAUCUUAAACCCAGAAGCUUACUGCUAUUAAUUUAGAUUUCUUAGGACAUCUUCAUGCCCGUUAGCUCAUCGUUUGCCUAGCAUGUCCCUGUGGCGUCUCAAAUUUUAAAAAAAAGUUUCAUCGUCCCGUCAUUGUUUCUGAUGUCUUUCUGACCUCACAUCAUAAUUUGGUUCUCCUACUGACCUUUGAUCUAUAGUUUGAACCUUUGAAAUUUGCAUGUGACCUCAUCUAGCUAUGAAUUCUGGGAAGUCAAUGUGAAAAGCAUUGCUGCAUUUGUGCAAGAUCGAAAUUUAUUAUUAGUCAAAUUAAUAAUAAGGUUAUUUAAAAAAAAUAACACAACACACACAACCUGUGGCAAAUGUUUUGUUAGGGUUUUCAGUUUUCCUUUUUUUUUCUUUUUGUGUUUUUUUAAUUUUUUUAAAAAAACAGACUUGAAAGUAUUAUACAGAGAUUGGCAUUCUGGCUAGUCCCUGGCGACAGUAGCAAUAUGUGUCCAGAGGCACAGAAUGUUGGUUUCUAAUAGACUACUUCCAAAACAGUUUGAAGAAGAAGAACUGUCUGAUUUUAAGUCUCUAGAGGUCUGUAAUAGUUUUUACAUUUUUCAGGCAGUGUAAAGUUUUUUGAUAAAGCCAUUUUAGGUGGCUCACUUUCUCAUUAAGAAUAUAUAUAUAGAACCACUUUUUGUAGAUUAGUAUAACAAAAAAAAAUUUACCCUGUUUUAGGGCAAAUGCUACCUAUUUGUGUCACCUUUUGCUGAACUGACUCACAAGUUAGACAAUCCAUGAAUUAAUGCACAUGAAAAUUACCUAUAUUUUAUACUGUUUCGAUGUACAGGAGAAAGGUUACUGUUUGAUGCUGUUUCAUUGGUGCUUCUGUGAAUUAAGUUGUGAUUUCAUCAUGAGUCUAAUGGUCUUUAAGUGUUCUGUGUUUAUAAACGAGAAGUUUGAAAUUGGUUUUUACUUGAACAACAUCAACAGCAGAAAACAAAAAAAACAAAUUUCAAAAAACAAAAAAAGUUGUUUGCUUAAAAUAAAAAAAAAAGUUUUCAUGUGAGAAAUCAAAACUAUUCCAGACUAAGUUUGUGUUGGCUUCUGUGACGCAUUGGUGUCAAUUUUUUUUCAUUUCUUUUUUUUCCCUUUUUUUCCAAAAAUUAUUAUUGUGGGCAAUUUAGAUGUGUUUGUGUUCAGCAAAAUGUGAUCAUUUUUUCCUUCUAAAGAAAUAAUAAUAAUAAAAAAUCAGUGAAAACUCUUAGUGCCAAAUUCCAAAGGUACUUUUUUUCUUCCUAGAGCUUCAGUGUGUUUCUUGUGUGAAGUAAUUUGAUAACAUGGGUAUUUUACUAUGUGUUUUGUAUAAAUCCCUAAUAUUUAAAGGAUAAAAAAGAGGUUUAAAAGUUUGUUAACUUGCUAUCCUGUGGUCUUGUUGCCUGAAAUUGUUGUUGUUUGUUAAUUCUCUUGGAUGUUUUUUGUACAACAUUGUAUAAGUGCCCAUGUUUCACUUUUCUAACCACUCUGCACAUCAACGCUGUGAAAGCAAAGCUCUCAAUGUAAUUUCUUCAUACUGUAUGAGAACCUCUAAGGUGAGAAAGUUUUGAACUUUUAACCCUUUCCACCCAGAGCUGUCUUGAGUGUUAAUACUUUUAUACAUUCACCAUUUUGCUGUUUAUUUUUAUAUAUACAUAUAUAUAUAUCUAUAGCUAUAAAUAUAUAUAUACUUAAUUUUUGUGGUUUAUUUAAUACAUGGUUGAAGUCAGAAAAUGCACAGGGCAGACCUGAAGGACAAAAAAAAAAUAUUUUACUGCUGUCUAAAUUUCUUCUGUAUCUAUAACUAAAAAAAAAAUAUUUAAAAUAGUAAUUGUGGUUCUCCUUUUUAGGUCUUUGAAAUUUUUUUUUGUCUUUUCUUAAAAGAGCUUUUAAUAUGCUGCUGGAAUAUGCUAUUCAGUAUUAAUAAAAUAAAAGAAUUCUUUAAUUAUGUAUUGUAUAAGACACUCCUAGUCAGGAGAGCUUAAACCCAACAUUUGAAAACAUUAAGAAAAAAAUAUUUUUGUAAUGAAAUAAAAUGAACUUUUGCUUAAACCCAAUGCACUAGAACUUCCUGGAUGAAAUUUCGUUGUGCAAUGCAGUUAAAACUACUUUUUACGGAUGAGGUUUACACAUGUUGUGAUGCUUUGAUGUGUUAUCUGCCAUUAUCUGUAGUAUACUGGUCCAGACGGACGCGAACCAAAGUCGGUGAGGUGAUAUCUGUUAGCAAAAGGAGUAUGCAAACUUUUGAAUGAUGACAAAUUCUUCAAAGCAAACCAACAAAAAAAGCAGACAUGAAAUGCUUCUCAACUGUGUUGAGAGCACACAUGGUAGAUGUAUAUGCCCCUGAUGUAUAUGCAGGAGUCCACACAUGUUCUUAGCACAAACAGCCAGUAUGUGGUGGCUGCUUGGAAGAGUAGAGCCCUUAGGUCUGCCCUUCCAUUGCAUUUGAUGGCCAACUGCAGCAUAAAGCACAAGGCAUAGCCAGCCAUGCAGAUGACAAUAUCCCAUGUCCACUCCCAUCGGUAGCAUCUCCUGGUCUCAGGUUUCAGGCAGAGGGGGAGGGGCGAUGCUGAAUUAGCUGGCACCUUCAUCUAUUCAAGAGCACAGCCAGAAGCUUGGCACUUAUUUUGCCGGGAUUUUGACAUCUGAUACCGUCCCUCACCCUUCCCUCUCUCAAGCGUCGUAGUAAAUCAUUUUGGGAGCUUGCAAGAGUUGGCAUCACAAAGGAGUUGGGGCAGCUGUUGUUUUGUUUUUUAAAGAAAAGUCAGAAGUCGAGUUAGGAAGUAGCGCAUUUGGGAACUGACUUCUAGAUUGAUUGAAGCCAAAGUUUCAAUGGGAUUGCCCGAGCUCUGUAGAGAUGUUUCACACUUUGCCUUGUGAUUGUGUUUUGGCAUACAUACACAGAAGUUUCUAAGCACAUCAGGAAGCUGAGUCAAUUGGGGCUCUGCAGCACAUAUCCUCAACUAUUUUGGAAUGCCCCUAUGUCUUUAUGCAGUGGUUGUUUUGCUGCGACUACCAUGGCAUGUUCAGCAGCAAAGAGUGGGAAAGGCAGAUAAAGAUUCCUAAGCAUGCAGCCAGCAUGCAUCCAGGAUCCCUGGCUGAUCUAGGCACCGGAGUAUAGAUCCCUAAGCAUUUAGAAAUGCUGGCCUGCCCUUCAUCUUUCCUUUAGAGAUUACCGGUAUAGAUGCAGGAACCACAACUGCCUUGAGAAACAGUUCUUAGUCUUGGGCAGACGUUCCAGCACAGAUAUUUGGAAUAGGAUUGUUCCUCUGAAAUUAUUAUAAAUUAUAUCUUUGUAGUCCGCCUUGGUUCUCUACCAAAUUAAUAGGCACAGCUUUCUGUUCUACUCAACAAAGGGUAUUGCAUAGUUUGGAAGCUUGCACACUCCAGCAGCAGAGGGGUAUCACCCCACCGGCUUUGUAUCUCUUUUUCUCUGUCAUGGCAAUAUAUGGGCACAGCCCUGCAAACAUUCACUAUGGAGAAAGAGAGAGAAAGUCCUAUAAAUCCUAAGUGUUUGCAGGAUAAAGCCCAGGAAAUAUUUUUUUUUAAAGAUGCUGAUAACCCUUCACGGCCUUUUUCUUUCUUUCAAGUUGGAUUGGAUAGCAUUCCUACUCCUAAACCAAAUUUGGGUCUUCUGAACUGGCAAAUAAACCCCCACUCCAAGCCAAUACAUUUAAACAGCCUUAUCUGCUACUGAGAAAAGUGCCAUAAUUAUUCCCUCUUGUCUAUUCCUAUUUGAUCUCAUUUAAUGCCACGCCCACCUUCCUCUUCCCCCCAAAAUCUCCUUGAUUUUUUUUUUAAAAAGACAGACGGUGGUCACUCUGCCUUCUCCCCUUUCUUUUAAAUGUUUGUUUUAUAGAGAAGCCCUGGGGUGGAAAGGAGUAGAAUCCAAAAGAUGCAAAAAAAAAAGAGGGGGGGGGAAAGAGGGGGAAACUGGUUUCUUAUAGCACACGCACUUAUACAUAAAUGCUCUGUGUUAUUCUCGUGUGUUUUUACUACUGCUGGGGCCUUCCUGAAUCCUUUGAGGGCUAUUUUGUACUUCUUGCAGCAUUUUUUGCCUAUUGAAUUAUAGCAUAACAUAAUGAUACAUAAUACGGGGUAAGCAUUAGGUCUUUUCAGGAUAUAAGUUUAUUCAGCAUUUAAAUUUCCAAAAUGAUCUUGCGGCUUAAAAAAAGGGGGGGGGGAAAUUCCUUGGAUCCUUUCCAUGUUGAAAAAACGCUGCAAGAGACUGCCAUCCUUGCCCCCCCCUUCUGCACCCCCUCCAUGAAUUUCAGUGGGGUUUGCACAAAAUCCCUAUGUGAGCCUUGUUAAAAUGGCAACAGUGCAUGAUGGAUCACACGGUAGGGGCAACACAAUCAUCAGUAAGGAGCCAUCGACUCCCCUCCAUGAAAUGAGGAUGCUUCUCCCUGCAGAAGGAAGGUUCCUUCUGUCGGUGGAUUUCCCAGGGAAGCGAGUCACUGGAUGCAGCUUGGCAUUUUUUUGUCAUGGUUCCAGUCGGUGCCGAUCUGCUUAAGACUCUGGAAUUCUUCUCAAAUGGUGCCUCACAAAUCUGGCAGGCACUCCCCCACCCCACCCCACCCCCCGCAAUUAUUAGUUAUUCUCCAAGCAGCAGUCAUUUUUGUAGAAUAGACGAAAUUUUGACUAUCAACGAAAAAGAAUACUGCGAGUUUUCAUCCGCUUCCUUAGAGACGAAGGCUGGGAUCCAAAGAUGUGACAGGAAUGUCAAGGACAAAAUUGUCCAUGCCGCUAAUGUUUUCCUUGCCGGGUACACCUCACCAUUCCCACAGCCAAUCAGCUGCCGUUCAGUUUUUUUCUUUUAAAGCUGUUAGCCUCUUUGGCGGUGGAAACUGCUACCAAACCGUUAUUAAGAGGAGAGCAGAUGGCAAAGCCCCAACUUCCCAUGUGAGCUCUUUAUAGACACAGAAGUCUCUUCUGCAUGCACACAUAGGCCAUUUCCAUAUUACUCACCUUCAUCCAGAACGGG